Molecule: messenger RNA, 528 nt
Organism: Miscanthus lutarioriparius
Lineage: Eukaryota; Viridiplantae; Streptophyta; Magnoliopsida; Poales; Poaceae
Source: the annotation of a GenBank genome assembly
AUGGGGAGCACUCCCUCUAUGCUCACCCAAUAUGACAUCGAGGAGGUCCAGGACCAUUGUAACCACGCAUUCUCGCAGCAGGAGAUCGUGUCGCUGUACCAUCGCUUCUGCCAGCUUGACCGCAACGGAGGUGGUUUUGUCUCCGCUGACGAGUUCAUGUCGGUCCCUGAGUUCGCCGUAAAUCCCCUCUCCCAGAGGCUCCUGAGGAUGCUGGAUGGGCUCAACUUCAAGGAGUUUGUAGCAUUUUUGUCGGCUUUUAGCCCCCGCACAAGCCCGCAGCAAAAGAUUGAAUUUAUUUUCAAGGUUUAUGAUACUGACUGCAACGGGAAGGUUGCUUUUGAUGACAUCUUGAGCAUCUUGCGAGAUCUCACAGGUUCAUUUAUGACAGAGCAACAGAGACAGAAAGUCUUGACUCAUGUGUUAGAAGAAGCUGGGUACACAAAAGAUUCACAUUUCACACUCCCAGACUUUGUGAAGAUUAUUGGCAGUUCUGAGCUCAAGAUGGAGGUUGAAGUUCCUAUUGACUAA